Messenger RNA from Cannabis sativa, 1710 nucleotides. Its product is annotated as DAR GTPase 3, chloroplastic. Lineage: Eukaryota; Viridiplantae; Streptophyta; Magnoliopsida; Rosales; Cannabaceae. The transcript is spliced from 9 exons. Gene Ontology annotation, cellular component: mitochondrion. Gene Ontology annotation, molecular function: GTP binding; GTPase activity. Bases 80 to 1192 code for a protein of 370 amino acids. The record is from RefSeq and is a predicted model, not a curated record.
UAAGGAUUUUUCCAAAUUAAUUUAAAAUAAAUUAUCCACGGAGAGAGCUUGAGUCGAGGAGAGCAAAGGUUGAGCAUAAAUGGCUGUUCAACUCUCCGGCAACUGGCUACCUAACUUUCCCAAAGUCCCUGGCAAUUUUUCUCAGACCCGAACCAAACCAAAGCACUCAUUCUCUACACUUAUAGCUCGCUCAGCAACAGCUUCACUUUCGUCUACACCUCCUACUAUCCAGAUUGUUGGUGGGAAAAGUCCUAGUUUUUAUAUACAUGAAAGUUCCAAUUCACAUGGCUCCCGAGUUGAAGAUGACUGGGUUGAUCUUGAGACAGAUCUUUAUCACUGGACUAAGACUCUUCGACCUGUUCAGUGGUAUCCUGGUCAUAUUGCAAAAACGGAAAAAGAACUUAAAGAACAACUCAAGUUGAUGGAUGUUGUGAUUGAGGUGAGAGAUGGCAGAAUUCCCAUGUCCACAAGUCAUCCACAGAUGGAUGCAUGGCUUGGUAAUAAAAAAAGAAUUCUGGUGUUGAAUAGAGAAGAUAUGAUAUCUACAGCAGACCGGAAUGCUUGGGCAGAUUAUUAUGCAAGGCAGGGAACUAAAGUUGUCUUUGCGAAUGGCCAACAUGGAAUGGGAGCCAUGAAGCUAGGCCGGUUGGCCAAGGCAUUAGCUGCAGGUGUAAAUGUCAAACGUAGAGCCAAAGGACUGCUUCCUCGUCCAGUUCGAGCUGGAAUAGUUGGGUAUCCAAAUGUGGGGAAGUCUUCUUUGAUCAACCGAUUGUUGAAGCGACGGAUGUGUCCGGCAGCUCCAAGACCUGGUGUUACAAGAGUAUUGAAGUGGGUUCGUUUUGGGAAUGAUCUUGAAUUGUUAGACUCUCCUGGUAUAAUUCCAAUGAGGAUUAGUGAUCAGUCUUCUGCAAUAAAGCUUGCCAUAUGUGAUGACAUUGGAGAAAGAUCCUAUAAUUUUCCUGAUGUUGCUGCAAUUCUUGUACAGAUGCUGACAAAGCUUCCAUCCGUAGGUAUAGAAGUUCUUCAGAACCGAUACAAGAUCGAUGCGGAUGGCCACUGUGGUAGAAGAUUUGUUCACAAGCUUGCGAAUCACUUGUUUAAUGGCGACGAUAACCAAGCAGCAUUUCGUAUCUUGUCAGAUUUUCGGAAAGGCAGGUUCGGUUGGAUUGCAUUAGAAAGACCCCCAAAGUAAUACCACCAUUUAAAUUAGUGGUAGAUUAAAGGACUUGUCAGGCUUCAAAGCAGAAUAUGUUCUUAGGGAACUGAAGGGAUGCUAUGCUGACUACUGAGAGAGGUAUAGUUUCAAGUCCAUUUGGAUUCUGAAGUUUCUAAUUCAUUUCAGCAUUGAUGAAAGGAAACAAGGCUGUUUGAUGGAAGAAAGGGUUCACUCAAUUCAUCAGGCUGGUUGGAAAUGGAAACUGACUUUGGAGAUGUAUACAGCUUGUAUAUAGCUAAGAUAGUCUUUUUCAAGUUCUUAGCGGGUCCAGUGAUGAUACAAUACAACCAAGUACAAUAAAAAACAUAAAGAGGGCUUGCUCAGUUUGUAUUUUAAUUAGAAAAUUUUACAUGAAAAAAAAAACAAUUUUUAUUACCCUUUUACCUCUACAAGGGUCGGAUAACUUUUGUACCACUUUUUUUUGUUUUAUAUUAAAAAUAUCACUUACACACGUAAGAACAUCUCCAAUGGUUAAAUUUUAGAAGAUGUUUACU